Trichogramma pretiosum is the source of this 708-nucleotide messenger RNA. Its product is annotated as chymotrypsin B-like. The coding region runs from base 1 to 708 and encodes 235 amino acids. Gene Ontology annotation, biological process: proteolysis. The transcript has 2 exons. The record is from RefSeq and is a predicted model, not a curated record. Gene Ontology annotation, molecular function: serine-type endopeptidase activity. Lineage: Eukaryota; Metazoa; Arthropoda; Insecta; Hymenoptera; Trichogrammatidae.
AUGGGCGGCAUCGUCGGCAGCGUGUUCGCCGUCACGGCGGCGCACUGCUUCGUGGACGAGCGCGGCGAACCUAUCUCCAACCGCGAGAUCCACGCCCAGGUCGGCGCGCCGGACUAUCGGGCCUCGCGCAUCAGCACCAAGGUCGUGCGCGCCUAUCUGCCGGCGGACUAUCGGAAAUCGGACGGCGGCAUGGCCGGCAUGUACGAUCGGGCGGACAUAGCCGUGGUGCGACUGGCCCGUAACGUCGUCAAGCUGCCGAAUUCGCACCAGUUGAAGAUAUCGCCGCUGCCGAGGUCGCACGUGUUCGGCAGAUACGACACUUCGUUGGUCGCGGGUUACGGCAGGAAGAGGACCGAUCCGACCCACGCGGAUUCGAGGUUGAGGUACGCCAUGAUGAAGCCCGUGGACGACGAGAUUUGCGGAUACAAUUAUUUGUUGGGCGGCGACGACACCGUCUUUUGCGCGGCUAUCACGGCUGCCAAUGCCGGGGCCAGUGUUUGCGAGGGUGACGACGGCACACCCUACGUGCAGCGAUCCGGUAUCACUGGCAUCCUGUCGCACGUGCCGGCCGACUGUUUGGGCACGUCGGACGCGAUCUUCACGAAAAUCGGCCCCUAUCGGCAAUUCAUCAGCCGAGCCAUGGCCGAUGACAUCGAUCACACCAUCAAGGUCGUGGAUUUCCAGUACAAUUACUAUGCCCUGUUCUAA